AUGACUGGUCAUAAACGUAGCAACCAUAGAAGCUGUCCCAUGAACCCAAAGAAUUGUACUCUUUUCAUCUCUCAAAAGAGAACAAGCAAUGUUGUCUCUACUGAAGUGGAAUAUCCUGCAGAGAGCACUACUAAUAUGAGAGUGAGAAGAGAAUCUCCUGAAGAUCAAGUAGUGCUUCAAGAGACCACAAGUUCUGUGAUUCCUGAAACAUUGAUUGAGAAGCCUACCAUAGCAGAAGCUCAGGAUAUUAUUUCUGAAAUUGAAUCUGAGGAAAUUGAAUCUGAGGAAAAUGAUACUGUGGACACUGAUAUUGAACCUUCUGAUGAUUCCGAAGAAUCUGAUAAUGACAAAGAAGAGAUAGUUGUGCCUGCUGCAAUUGUUAGAUUUUGCCCAAUAUGUCACAGAGAGAGCUAUUGUUGUAAUACAAACAGACUGUGUCCUUUCAAUUCCAGAUAUAUUAGGAAUGACUCCAGUAAUCAACGUUUGGCUACAGAGAAUAUUGUCUGA
Messenger RNA from Phycomyces blakesleeanus NRRL 1555(-), 507 nucleotides. RefSeq lists its product as hypothetical. The coding region runs from base 1 to 507 and encodes 168 amino acids. The transcript is spliced from 2 exons. NCBI's taxonomy places the organism in Eukaryota, Fungi, Mucoromycota, Mucoromycetes, Mucorales, Phycomycetaceae. The record is from RefSeq and is a predicted model, not a curated record.